Molecule: messenger RNA, 3184 nt
Organism: Zootoca vivipara (common lizard)
Lineage: Eukaryota; Metazoa; Chordata; Lepidosauria; Squamata; Lacertidae
Gene: CD19
Product: CD19 molecule
Biological process (GO): B cell receptor signaling pathway; B cell proliferation involved in immune response; regulation of B cell activation
Cellular component (GO): external side of plasma membrane
Source: RefSeq, a predicted model, not a curated record
GGCUGCCCAGGGGGAUGGAUUGGUGUGCAAGUGGGGCUGGCUGCAGGGAGGCGAUGGUAUCCGCUCUGCGUUACCUGUUUUUGCUGCGGCUCGGUUGGUUGGGAGCAGCCACUGGAGUGCCGGGAGAGCUAACCAAUGUCCAGGCCACAGAGACCCAGGCCGUUCUUCUGCCCUGCACUUUUAACCACACACUGGCUUCUGACGAUUUGAAUCUGACUUGGCUUGGUCCGUCUGGGAAGGAAUUAUCGUAUGUGCAUGUCAAGUAUAACCACUCAGAGGUAAAUCUGGGUGAAAAGUGGAGUCUGUUCAUUUACAACAUCUCCAGGCAAUAUGGCAUGUGGUUUACCUGCAGCUGGAAUGGCAUCUCGGGAAAGAAGCACACACUCACAUGGACAGGUGAUGAUGAUGGUGGCGGCGAUAAAGACCCUGAGGACAUUGAAGAGGAAGUGAAAGACAGCAAGAGAGAUGCUGGUUCGGGUAGUAACAGCACCUUUUAUUCACCACUAGCCUGGCGCCAGGCCGACUCCCCACAUCCUGCAAAUGGUAUGGAAUCUUUUCCCUGUGAUGCCCCAAUACCCAGGAACUGGACCAAUGGGACACUCCUCUGGAUUCAGCAUGAUUCAAUGGGCAAAAAGACUGUGCUGGUGACCGUGGCGUUGUGGCGCUCCAUCACUAACCACUUGCUGUUGAUGAGGACCAAUGGCAUCAUUCUGGUGCUGCCAUCGGUGACACCCGCAGAUUCUGGGAACUACACCUGUCAGUGGAAGGAUCAGGCCCUCCAUUUUCAGCUGGAGGUGGCAGCAAAGCCAGCUGCUUGGCUGCAAUUAGGAGCCCAGCACUGGAUAAUCUGGACUGUGGCCUUGGUACAUAUGAUUGCUUGCCUUGGUUGCCUUUUCUGUUUCCUGCGGCUCCGGCGAGCCAUUCGUGUUCGUAGGCAGAUGAAGCUGAGGGGUCCCGUCCGGAGAAGGUACUUCUGUGCCAAGAGGAACAGGCCACAUGCUUCCAAUGGGGUUCUGGUGGUGCCCUCAGCAAAUGAAGAUGUCCGUGAGCAGGUGGAUGCCUUCUCCUACGAGAAUGUGUUGCCAGACGCGGGUCCAAGGCGUGGCUGUCAGCUGCUUCAGAAAGGAAAGAUCCUACCCAAUACCACCAACAUGGAAGAUGAAGAUGAAGAAGAAUAUGAACAUCCGGACAGUGAAACAGAGCUCAAGUCAGAUGAUGAUGACAACUAUGAGAACACCCAGGAAGAAGUGAAACGGGGAGAUGCGGCUUUGAACGGUGUAUCACUUUAUGAAAACAGAAAGGACGAGACCAAAUCCGGCUCCCAGAAGUGGGGCUCAGCUGACCCAUUGUAUGCAAACAAUACUCAGCAGUCCGUGAAGAACCUGGUCAAAGAUCCACUUGCUGAAGAUAGUGAGAACUAUGAGAACUUGGAAGAAGAGCUUUCUGUUUCCCCUGGUGCAGCCCGACUUAUAGCAGGUUUACGCAGGCAGCUGGCCUUGGACCCCUAUGUGGACAAGCAGGAUGGAUGCAGCGAGGCAUCUACAGGCUCCCAGUCCUAUGAAGAGAUGAAUGGGUCCUUGUGCCCCACUUCAAGCAAGCUUCUCCACCUUCCUACCAACAUAAGCAAUGAGGAAGAUGCUGAUUCCUAUGAAAAUAUGGAGAGCCCCAACAGUGUCAGUUCACGGAAGGAAGGCAACAUGGAUUCAUGUGGAGAAGGCACUGCCUUUGGUAUCCCACGGCAACAUCACUCCAUACCUUUCGGGGUUGAUCUUAGAGGGGGGAUGCUGUGCUCAGACUAGAACUAGCCCAAGGCGUUGGGGAGGCAGGCUCAGGAACUUGAACCUUCGGCAAUUCCUUCCCUCUCUCAGCCAGGACGCAAUGUUUCUACCAAGAAACUGGGACCACACAAACUAUUCUUCAUGUCUCGGCACUCCGGAUCCUCUUGGAGCAGAGGAGUGAGGGGUGCUUCCAGAAUGCUAGAAAAGCGGGUCUGGAGAUCGGAUUCCUGGGUUGGAUUUCCACGACUAGGAGCAGUAUGGAGUCCUACACAUCUGAAAUGGAAGCAGAAAGACUGAGCUGGAGAUAUGCAAGCACAUUUUUUUAAAGAGUUGAAAGUAAAGAGAGUGGAAGAAACACACCUUUCUUUUGCUCCACAAUUGUUACCUCCAGCCAAACUUUGAAACAAUACAAAAGCUGAUUUUGUGGGUGUACUAGAGUGGUUAGGCUGAUGUGGGUCUGCACACACUCAUUUUUAGCCAGAUGUAGAUAUUUCCUCAGAGAAUCAAGCUCCGGAGCAAUUGGUCCUUCUUUCCAGAAGCCAGUUGUGCAGAGUCCUGACUGUCAAGCCCUUGUGACAAUCAUGAAGGUACCGCCUUCCUUUCAACCCAACUGGCUGUGCAGAGUGCUAAUUGGCUGGCCCCUACAAUGAUUACAAAACCACACUCUCCUACCCUUGUCAAGCUGUCCAAUGCAUCAUCUGUUUGAGACUUGGUGUAUUGGUUACGAAUAGUCCAACAUUUCAAAAUCCUGUAAGCAGUGUUUAUCCAUAUGGCUCAAUUUUUAUUAUUAUUAUUGCACACUAUUACAAUGGAUGUUGCCCCAGAGUAGGACAAAAGACACUGCUACCUGUAGAGGUAGUUCCACCAGAGCAGAAAAAAAGACACUGUCCGUGUUUCUCCGAAAAUAAGACACCGUCUUAUAUUUAUUUUUCCUCAAAAAACCACACGACGGCUUAUUUUCAGGGGAUGUAUUAUUUUUUAAUUACAUGUCCAGCCUAGCCUCUUCCUUGGCGCCCUCCAGAACUACGCCUAUCACUAUGUCUUGUUUUCAGGGUGUGGCUUAUAUUGCACAAACGCUUAGAAAUCCUGCUACGGCUUAUUUUAUGGGUAUGUCUUAUUUUCGGAGAAACAGCGUAUAUCUGAAUGUAGCCUUCCAUGGACAAAAGUGGAACGAGCACAUACAAUGAGCAACCUCUCUUUCAAACCACCUUCAGCUCAGGGGGGGGAGGGGAGAGAUGACGACAACAACACACAAUUGUCUGUUUCUAGCCUUGAUUCACCAUUGAUUUCAUUGUGAGUUAGUGUAUACUUGUAUUUUCAUAUGGGGAAAGGUAGGCAUUGUCGGGGGUGGGUGCUUUGUGUCUCACAUCUUACUUUGCCAUUUCUCCUGCUGCCAUAUCCUAUGA